AUGAAGAGCUUUUCCCAUAUCAAGGACAGUGUGGUCACGUCUUUCCGGACUGAUCCGAAUAUUAAUCGUGUCAAGAGCUGGGUUGGUCCGGUAUCAAAGAGGCUUCCGUCUGCGACCGCAGACUAUCUCGCCGAGAAGCUCCCCGUCGCCCAGUGGCUGCCUCAUUACAACCCUCAAUGGAUUCUCCGCGAUUUGAUUGCCGGCAUCACAGUGGGCGUGAUGCUGAUUCCUCAGGGACUGGCAUACGCCAAAAUCGCCACGGUCCCCAUUGCAAAUGGCCUGUACGCGAGUUGGUUUCCGCCGCUGUUGUACUUUUUCCUGGGCACCUCGCGUGAAUUGUCUGCGGGACCGACUUCGAUCCUCGGUCUUUUGACGGCAGAGGCGGUCGAGGACUUGUCGAAACAAGGCUACAGACCGGCCGACAUUUCCUCUGCCAUGGCCUUCAUGGUCGGUGUCUAUGCCCUCAUCAUUGGUCUGUUGAAACUCGGCUUUCUCUUGGACUUUGUCUCUGCGCCAGUGCUGACGGGCUGGAUUUCGGCCGUUGCUAUCGUCAUUGGCCUCGGCCAGGUCGGCUCCCUGGUUGGACUUGACCUGCCUCCUGACGUGGCUGGAAUAAUUCAUGACUUCUUUGCCCAUAUUGACAGCAUCAAGCCGUUUACGCUCGCAAUAGGUCUGACCGGUCUGGCAUUUCUGCUGAUCCUGGAGAAGGUUGGGAAGCGGAACAAGGGGAACAAGUACGUCAAAUUCGUUUGCACAAGUAGGGCCGUGAUUCUCCUCAUCAUCUACACUCUGAUCAGUUACUUGUGCAACCGCGGCCGUGGAAAGGAUCUGCUCUGGGCCGUCACCAAAGUAGAUACACAUGGCUUGCCGACCCCUCGUCCGCAUGAUUCCGCCCUGCUGCAGAAGGUAUCAUUGAGGGCAUUCGCUCCGCUGAUCGCCAUGUCAGUUGAGCACCUGGGUGUUGGUAAAGCGUUCGGCCUGAGGGGUGACUACAGCAUCGACAAGAGCCAAGAGCUGGUCUUUCUUGGGGUCAAUAACAUGGUCAACAGCCUGUUUGGCGCCCAGGCAACUGGGGGAGCGAUGAGCCGGACUGCUGUCAAUUCUGAUUGCAAUGUCCACAGCCCCGUCAACUUCCUCUUUACAGGCGGGCUCAUCGUAUUGACUCUUUACGAGCUCGCUCCCGCUCUUUACUGGAUUCCAAAGGCUACUCUGUCCGCCAUCAUUAUAAUGGCAGUUGCCCAUUUGGUUGCCCGUCCAAGCCAGUUCUACCGAUUCUGGAAGAUGUCCUUUAUGGACUUUGUAGGUUCCCAACUCGCGCUUUGGGUCACGCUUUUCACAUCUACAGAAAUCGGCCUGGCCACUGCUGUAGGCUUCAGCGUUGUGUAUACCUUGCUUCGUCUCGCGUUCCCGCGCUGGAUCGGGCUUUCACACCUCGAAACGGAAAACAACCACGUCUCCCUGCCUUGCACCAGCGCAGCUUGGACCGAUGUCGACAUCCCAGCCGAAGCAUACCUCGUUCAGUAUACCGACGACAUCCUCUUCCCCAACGCCGAGCGUGUCAAGGCUGCAAUUCUUCAAUCCGUCAAGGUGCAUUUCGAUCCGGCCUCAGAUGCCAACGUGGUUGUGGACAAGAGUAGGCGGACAUGGAAUCCCGCGAGCAAGAAGCAAAUCAUCAAGAUUCGAAAGAGGAAGGGUAUCACGGCAUUCAACGGGGAUGAGACACCGCUUCGGCGUGUCAUUCUUGAUUUCGGACGAGUGUCCUUCAUUGAUACUACUGGCGUCUUUUCAAUAAUUGAAUUAAAGAUGGAGCUGCGCAGAUAUAUCGGACAGGAUCUGGAAUUCCGAUUUGUCGGAAUGGUAGAUGCAGUCAAGGAGAGAUUUGAUCGUUCAGGAUGGGAAUUCGCUUCUCCCGGGAGGCAGCGUGCCGAGACUGCUGACGUUGUGUAUUCGUCUAUCAAUAUGGCGUUGUGGCAUCUGGAUGAUAAGGAUGACUUGUUGAAGGAAAAGGCCCUGGAUGCGUGA
Metarhizium acridum CQMa 102 is the source of this 2022-nucleotide messenger RNA. RefSeq lists its product as uncharacterized. Gene Ontology annotation, molecular function: sulfate transmembrane transporter activity. Gene Ontology annotation, cellular component: plasma membrane. NCBI's taxonomy places the organism in Eukaryota, Fungi, Ascomycota, Sordariomycetes, Hypocreales, Clavicipitaceae. The record is from RefSeq and is a predicted model, not a curated record. Gene Ontology annotation, biological process: transmembrane transport.